Molecule: messenger RNA, 5632 nt
Organism: Talpa occidentalis (Iberian mole)
Lineage: Eukaryota; Metazoa; Chordata; Mammalia; Eulipotyphla; Talpidae
Product: zinc finger protein OZF-like
Exons: 6
Coding region: 372-1883 (503 amino acids)
Biological process (GO): negative regulation of transcription by RNA polymerase II
Molecular function (GO): DNA-binding transcription repressor activity, RNA polymerase II-specific
Source: RefSeq, a predicted model, not a curated record
GCACGAUGGGAGUGACCCAAACUAGAGUCAGGGUCAUAGAUUAAAGGAAAAAAAAUCAUAGUGCCGCAGGACAAGGGAGCGGGAAAGGGCUUCUCCAGAUGGACAACAGUCUAAACACAGGGAGAAGUUGGGAGUGAACCCAGCCAGGCAGCAGCUCCUCUGGGAAGGGGUGGGGCGGCCUGAGGGGCCCUGCCUCCAAGCCUGGGAAAGGGCUUUUAUGACCUUUCAAAAUUGAAUAGAGGACUCCACACACCCUGAUGCUGUGGUGCUCUCAACAUGCCCAUGACGUGACAUUACUGAAUUAUCCUGACCUCACAGUAUCUCAAAAUGUUGACUCACGAAGGGUUUCCAUAGUUAUCCACUUCUGAUUCAUGAAAGCGUUAAAGAAAAUGGACCUUAAAGAUUCAGUGUCUUGUGAGUUUGAAACCCAGUUAUUGACAGAGCCAGGAGGGAAGCACAGUGCUGUUGACUUUCUCCCAGGUGGUGCAAUGGGUUCCUUCUCAGGCCUCCCAGCUGAAAGUUCCAGUUCUUUCCACUCUCCCCAGAGCAAUAGAAUGGACAUGUCCCAGGCAUCUGUAUCAUUCAAAGACGUGACUGUGGAGUUCACCCAGGAUGAGUGGCAGUACAUGGAUCCUGCGCAGAGGGCCCUGUACAGAGAUGUGAUGCUGGAGAACUACAGCCACCUGGUCUCAGUGGGCUAUUGCUUCAUAAAGCCAAAAGUGAUCUUCAAGUUGGAGCAAGGAAAGGAUCCAUGGUUAUUAGAGGAUGACUUUCUGAAGAGGAGUUAUCCAGGUAUUCAUACAGAACAGAGUCACUCUGAAUUUAAGGAAGAUGAAUGUAGUAAAAUUUGGAACAGUUUCAGUCAAGUUACUCAACUUCAGACAGCUGAUACAAGAACGGAAAAUUUUAAUCAAAAAGCACAUUUCAGAGAAUAUCAAAGGACUCAUAUAGGAGUGAAACGUCUUGAAUGUGGGGAACUUCUGAGCCACAGUUCAGCCAUUAUAGUACAGCAGAAGACUCAGAAAAUGGAGACAUCUUGUGAUAAUAGUAUAUGUAGGGAACCUUUCAGUUUUCAGUCACCUUUGAAUAUGCAUCAGAGAAUUCAUGAAAAGAGAAAACACUAUGUACAUAACCAUCAAAAAUCCUUGCUCAUGAGGUCUUCUAUCAUUGUAGAGCAAAGAACUCAGACAGCUGAGAAAACCUAUGAAUGUAAUGAAUGUGGGAGAGACUUUUUUUGUAAGUCAUACUUAGUAAGACAUCAGAGAAAACAUACAGGGGAAAAACCAUAUGAAUGUAAUGAAUGUGGCAAGACUUUCAGCCGGAAGUCAAGUGUUGGAAAACAUCAGACAACUCACACAGGGGAGAAACCAUAUAAAUGUGGUGACUGUGGGAAAACUUUCAGGCGGAAGGCACACCUCACUGUACAUCAGACAAACCACACGGGGAAGAAACCCUUUAAGUGUGAUGAAUGUGGUAAAACUUUUAGUUGGAAGUCAAACCUUAAAGAACAUCAGAGAUUUCACACAGGGGAGAAACCCUAUAAAUGUGAUGAGUGUGGGAAAACUUUCAGCUGGAAGUCUAACCUUAGAGAACAUCAAACAACUCACACAGGGGAGAAGCCCUAUGAAUGUAAUGAAUGUGGUAAAACUUUCAGCAAUAAGUCGAACCUUGGAAAACAUCAGAAAAUUCAUACAACAGAGAAACCUUAUAAAUGUGAUAAAUGUGGGAAGACUUUCACCCGGAAAUCAUACCUUGGACUGCAUCAGCAAAUUCACACAAGGGAGAAGCUAUAUCAGUGUAAUGAAUGUGGUCAAACUUUCAGCAAUAAGUCAGACCUUGGAAAACAUCAGAGAACUCACAUGGUGGAGAAAUCCUAUAAAUAAUGUGCCCAAACAUUUAGCUGCAAGUCAAGCCUUGAAAUGCAUCAGACAACAUGAGAGAGGUGAAUGUGGGAGAGUGUUUACCCAUAAAGCACAUCUUAAUAAAACAUUUGAGAAGUCACACAUAGGAACCCUGUAAGUGAUGAAUGGGAGCAUUUUCACCUACAUGUAAAAUUUGAGUUAUAUGAGAGAAAGCACAGAUGAGAGAAACUGCAAAUGAGUUGAAUGUGGGUAUGCUUUCCCUUUGGAAAUAAGGCCUACUGGUGUAUCAGAGAGCACCUGAGGAACAGAUAAUACAUGGUGAAUGUUUGCAAUAGAACUAAAUUUGUGAGAUGUUUCAUACAAGGCAUUUAAUGAAUUACAUUUUUAGCAAUUGACCACACCUAUGGAAACAUCAGAAAAUUUGAAAAGAUUUUAAAUCCUGUUAAAUGUGUAGUGGAUUUUCAGAUAUAAACUGCAAAAGGAGAGAAAAGAUGUUUUUCUCUCUCUUAGAUUCAGUAUGUGGUACCCUGAAAAUUAAAUUAGUAGGAUUAAGAUUUUUUUCGUAUGCACAGGAGGGAUCAUACACAAAUGAAAUGAAAACCCAAAGAAGAGGUCAGACCUGGAGGCUUAUAUGACAUUUUCACAAAAGUGCAAAGGAAUGAUCAGACAAAGGCAAAGGGCUAUGAGGUAGAGGUGAUAGGCAAAUAUACAGGGAAUGUGAUGGAAAAGAAAGGUUAUUUCAGUAAGAUAUGUUUACUCAGAUUGCCAAAGAAUUGUCUCUUCAUCCUCCAAUAGAAAAUGGAAUGUGGAACACCUUCCCAAGGAGAUUGAUAUCCUGUCUUUAGGUAGAUGGGGGAAGGGUGGAGAAAAGUUUCUGUCUACUGUUUUACAAUUUAAGCUCAAGGUAAUUAUAAUGUCAAAUUGCCCUAUUUUGGGGGUGCUGUAUCCCCUUCACUUGUUGUAGAAAGCUUAUAAAUUUGAUAGAUGCAGGGGAGAUUUCAGUCAGUGGUCCUGUCUCAGCUUCAUCAAACUCGAGAGUAUUAAAUUUGAAUAUUGUGAAUGUGGAAAAUCUUUAUCCAGACAUCAAAUCUUGUAGAUUUGGGUUUACCUAUUACAUUCUUUACAUCCUUUAGCCUACAUGAGCCAUGAAUAUGACCACUGAAAAUUGCCAAGUUAUGUAUCAGAUUCAUCGGGUGGGACAACUGACAACAACCUUAAUGAUCAUUAACUUUUAAGGGCAACUAUUCACUAUUACUAAUCACAGAAAUGACAGGAAUUUGUGAUAUGUGGGGAGUUACCUUCAGGCUAUACAUAUAUCCUUUUAAUCCUCAAGCUUUAACCCAUAUAUCUUUGCUCAGACCUUUCUGAUAAUUGCCAAAAUCUGUAUUACCAUGGGUGCAAUAUCACUUCCUGUUCCAUUAUUUCUCCUGUGUUUCUGUGGUAUGGGAGAGUUUUCUCCAGAUUUUAAAAUUUGUCACUAUAGUGUGAUUUUUUUUUUUAUCCUGAACUAGUUGUUUUUUUCCAUGCUGAUACCUGGGAUAAACCUUGUAGGUUGGUUCAAAUUCACUCCUAUUUCCCAUUAUGUUUCUGAUCUUUUUGCCCUUAGCAAAGCAUUCUUGUUCUGAUCAUGUUUAAUCAACUUUUCUAAUACUUUGUAUUGUAGAGGAAGUAAUUCAUUCCCCCCCCAACCCCCCAAAAUCUUAUACUUUUUAAAGAUUUAGAAUCCUAAGGCCCCUUUAAAUACUUUGAAAUUCUGAUUGGAAUAGCAUUUCAUUUCCCCUCAAUUAGGUAUACACAAGGUAUAACCAACUCAACUAGUUUAGAUUUAUUUCUAGGACACCCAAAGAUACAAACCUAGUGAUGUGGUGACCUUUUCUGCUUCUUUGUUGGCUUGAUUAUAGAGAACAUUCCCCAAUCCCAUUUCAUCCUCUGGAGAGAGUUAUCUGUACCUUAAACAUGAGUUUUCUUCUCCCUGCCAUGUGGGUCUUUCUUACCUGUCUCUACUAUUACAACAAAUGUUAGGGUCAUCCGAGGACCUGAGAAAUUAGAUUUCCUUCAUCCCUACAUGUUCUUCAGUUGCUCCAGGCACACACGAGGCCAGUUUACACAUGAUUUUGCAAUAAUUGCACGACCAUCAUUCACACCAGGUCAGUUUUCUUGCCUCUGACAGAAUGACCCUGAGUUUCAGUUGGAUCACAAAUACUGCACAUAUAAUAUUUGAAUCUACACUGCCUGCUAAGUUAACUGCAUCAACUUAGUUAACUGCCAUCAACCAACUCUGAACGGAUCACCAGACUGACUGGCGACCCACCUAGAGAUGAGGAAUCUCUGGAGUACUGCUCAGGUAGGUGACUGCCUGCUUCUUCCUCAGGCUUAGUCACUUCUGUAUUCUGGGGCCCUGUCCUCUCACCUUGGACACACAUGUUUUUCAAUAUCAGGUCAGUAGGAAAACAUUGAGCCCAUUUGUAGUCUGCAUCCUGCAAAUGAAUUUCAGGGAGUUCAUUAGCUGCAUGUAGGUCUUAUUUCUAACAGUUCGUGGCAUUUGUAAGUUUUGAAAUGAGUCACUAUUACUCAACAUUGUCAGGAACAUGUGAUAUGUGCAUUCUUUUUGAGAGUAUAUAGCUUUAAAUUUUUGAAAUGAUCAAUUAAAAGUUUUAACUGCUGCUUAGAAGUGCUCGCAGGAAGCUUUGUGACUGUCAUGGCUAACCCCAAGUCCAGUUUCACAGCUGCUGUAGCCUGUGACACUGCCAUCUUUGAGGUCAGGAUUGUGGGUGAAUAGGUUAGAGGUUUGUUUUCUGAGCUCCACUUGGAUUUCCUGUUCUCAUGGGCAUGCUGAUUCCAGCGACCCCUGUCAGUUCCUGUCAGGGGUGAGGCUGGAUUGAAGUGUUUCAGAAACAGACCUGGGAAAAUCUGUCGGCUCCUUUCUUGCUGUUGGCUUUCAUUUCUGUUAGAUGAUAGCUUUCAGAUAGAGGCUCUUCACUCAACUAGGUAAGUUUUAAUUUAGCACCAUUUUGUGUGCAGCUCAGAAAAGUACACCUUUGAGAAUCUGAGAAGGUAACGAGAGACUAUCUUGUUAUCCAAUGAAUUCACUUGUGUAUAAAAUUGCAUUCUGGGUGUGUGCAUGUGAAUGUUUUAUUUAUAGAUGUGUCUUUAUGCCUUGUGUGUGUCUUCAUACUUUGGGUGGAAUUCUCAAUAUCCUUUAAAAUGGGCUGUUUUAAAAUAUGCAAUUUUUUUGUAAACUAGAUUGUAAAUAUAUUGAAGUUAAGUAUAUCUGCUUAGCUCCAACAUGCCUUAGAAUUCUUGAAAAACAAUUGAAACUCUUAGGUGUGCAUCUGUGUUUGCGUGUGUAUGUCUGUUUAUGUUUUAAGGGUUCAGCAGUAACACUUGGGAACCUGUCUGCAGGUAAAAAUGGAUCCUUGGCCAAUGGUUGGGGUUAACAUGCAGAGCAAGCCUCCAUGAGGUUUAGCAGACAGCACCUGUCUGUCUGGGAACUAAAUGGUGCUGUCAGAUGUCAUGUAGUGCUAAAGCAUAAUACAGCCAUAAUUGGCUAUCCCUUGUUGAGAAAACUUGAUGAGUACAUGGAUCAUUUAGUGAAAAUGGUGCCUUAGGAGUAGGGACUACAUCUUUGGCUCAACAAACUGUGACCCAUGGGUCAAAUCUAGCUCAUUGCUUUUCUACAAUGCAGACUCAGAAUGAUUUUUUUUUUUGUAAUUAUUAUGUGAUUGAAGAAAGUGAAUAUUUUUACAUGUGAAGAUGAAUAAAUAUUCUUU